Messenger RNA from Rodentolepis nana, 2868 nucleotides. The record is from the annotation of a GenBank genome assembly. Lineage: Eukaryota; Metazoa; Platyhelminthes; Cestoda; Cyclophyllidea; Hymenolepididae.
AUGGCGAAGUUCGGUGAGGGAUAUAAUGUGCUUGUAGUUGGAGCUGGUGGCAUUGGAUGUGAACUAUUAAAAAAUUUAGCUUACAGUGGCUUUAAGAAAAUCUCUGUGAUUGAUGUUGAUACAAUUGAAUUAAGCAAUCUUAACAGACAGUUCCUAUUCCGAAAGGUCCACAUCGGAAAAUCUAAAUGUGAGGUUGCUUGUGAAAGCAUUAAAAAGUUUAGGGAUGAUGUUGAACUAACCCCAUAUCACAGCAGCAUUUUCUCCUUUUACUUCGAUUCUGAGUUCUUCAAAAAAUUUGACAUUGUGUUUAAUGCUUUGGACAAUAUGGCUGCUAGACGACAUGUUAACCGAAUGUGUGCAAAUAUUAGUAAACCGAUUAUUGAAUCGGGGACAUCUGGCUACUUGGGUCAAGUUGAGCCUCUUAUAUACCUUAAAGCAAACGGGAAAACUCCUCAGUCGCUGUGCUUCGAAUGUACGCCAAGAUUAAAUGAUAAACGGUCUUAUCCAACUUGCACCAUUCGAAAUACCCCUUCGGAACCAAUUCACUGCGUUGUUUGGGCAAAAUUCCUAUUCAAUCAACUUUUUGGAGAAUCGGACUCUGAGGAUGCAGAUAUCUCCCCAGAUUUUAACGACCCAGAAGCUAAACUUGAAAGUGGAUCUAAUGACCUACUUGCUAAGGCAGGAGAAUCGAAUCUAUCGUCGAAUAGUCCCAGUAAUAUAUCUCUAUGGUCUAGAGCUACUUCUGCCAUGAAUGAAACUCGCCUUACUUUUGAAGAAUCCCUACUACUUGUCUUAUUCAACACGGAUAUUAAGGUAUUGCUUAGUAUGGAUAGUCUUUGGAAAGAUCGUCCAGAUAGAAAAGAACCAAUUCCACUGGAGGAAACGUUAAUUAGGGCCGCUGAGUCACAUUCUGAAAUAGAUUCUGUGGAGGGGGCUGAAGUUCCGCGGGACCAGAGAAAAAUGUCACUUCGAGGUUGGAUUAAGAUUUUUAUCACCAGUUGUGUUAAUCUUCGCAAGAAGGCUGGUUGUGAAGAUGCUUUACUUCAUGAGAAACGCAAACCGCUCUCCUGGGAUAAGGAUUUUAAAGAUGAAAUGGAAUUUGUCGCAGCAGCUUCCAUUAUUCGUGCUUUCCUUUUCCAUGUUCCCGGCGCUGAAAAUUUAACCCUCUUCUCAACAAAAUCGCUCGCUGGAAACAUUAUUCCCGCCAUAGCAACUACUAAUGCUAUCAUUGCUGGUGCGAUGGUACUGCAAGCUCGAAAUGUUCUCGAGGGCAGAACUGACUCCGUCCGUACAGUGUUUCUUCAUCGUCAACCAGCUGGUUUUGGACGUUUUUUGACAACAUGUAGACCCGAAAAACCCAAUCCCAAGUGUUUGGUGUGCUCGGACGGCCCAACACAGGAGAUUCGUCUCUAUUGCAGUCCAGGGGAGAUGAAACUUGUUCAAUUAAGGGAUGAAGUUCUGAUUAAGCACUUGGGAAUGAUUGCACCUGAUGUACAAAUUGAGGGUACUAGUACUAUUAUCAUAUCAUCCGAUGGCGAUGAAACGAAAGAUAUUGAGCAAAAGACGCUGCAGGAUUUCAAAAUAAGUGCUGAUGGAUUUCGUCGUCUAUGUUGUGACGACUUCCGACAGAAUAUGACGUUCUUCUUGCGCAUUUUGGACAAAGAACCAUGUCGUGAUGAGGCUGCUUUUCGUAUUGAAGGGAAUUUCGAUACCCUUAAAGUUGAUGAAUGCGAGAAGCCAAAAUCACCAAAGAACACGGACUCCCUCUGCCCAGUUAAAACUGGAGUCAAACGCAAGUUGGAUUGUGAGCAAGAAGGCACGAUCAAUUGUGAUGAAGAGGAUUGUGACAGUUUAAUAGUUAUAGACAGUCCGGCGUCAAAAAGGUCGCGGAUUGAUGAUGAUAUGAAUUCGAAUUCACUGAAACUCGCGACCCAUGCGCUGGAUGUUAUGCACAGCCUUCCCCCUACCGAUCCUCUUUCGCUGGCGAAUGCAGGUGUCAGGCAACCAUCGGAACAGAUUCGCGAUCAAAUCGAUUCGAAGCCCACUAAGUUACCUCCUUUAUACGGUGAAUAUGUUGCUAAAUCUUGGAUUGAAACUCACAAUCAAGUGAUAUACAAGCUCUCCAAAGUUCGAGAGCAAUUGAUAAAAUACAUGGAAUCUUCUUGUCAAACUAACGAAACAAUAUCCCCGAACAAACCGUCAGAUAACCUGCCUGAAAUGAUGCUAAAAGGAAUUCAGGAAGGAGUUAACAAUAUUUGCCAUCUUGCGAGGAAACUGGAAAAUAUUGAAAAAGCCAGUCAAGAUAUCCAACAAGCAUCCGAACAAUUAGCUUUCAUAACUCUGAACGAGGAAAUUUCAAGGUUGAAUACUAUUCGAGAAGUGUCACAAAAUUGUUGUACCCAUUUAUCAAUGGUUGGAAAUCGACUUACUUUGGCUAUAUUUAAACCGGAUGUUCAGAGAAUUGAGGCGUAUAGAAAGUUGGCAGAGGAGGCCAUUCGUAUUGCUGGCCUGAAGCCCGUAGUCUAUCGCGAAUUCCACAUGACUCGAGAGCGCGCCGAAUUUUUCUACUUCGCUCACCAAGGCAAGUUCUUCUACGAUCGCCUUGUUAAUUAUAUGAUAUCUGGACCAAUCGGUGUAUACGUCCUUAGUGGUGAAUCGGCGAUUACCAAAUGGCGAGAGCUCAUUGGCCCCCCUAAAGUUUAUAAAUCCGUUAUAUCCCAACCCAACAGCCUUCGUGGACGAUUUGGGUUAACGGACACUCGAAAUGGCUUCCAUGGGUCAGAUAAUGGUGUCAACGCAGAAGACGAGAUUCUCUUUUUCUUCCCCACCUUCGACUUUGAAGGGGUAUUGAGGGAGCUCAAAAGUUAA